Symbiodinium necroappetens is the source of this 1119-nucleotide messenger RNA. NCBI's taxonomy places the organism in Eukaryota, Dinophyceae, Suessiales, Symbiodiniaceae. The record is from the annotation of a GenBank genome assembly.
GUAACGAUGUUACCACGAUCCUUCAGGAGCUCAAUCAGGCCCAGCACCGGGAGUUCGCGCCGUCCUAUUCUGACAUUGGCUUCAAAAUUCCUGAUGACUCCGAUCCUCGGAGCAAGAAGCCCAAGCAGGACGACCCCGACUAUGCUACGAAGCUUAAGCUACACGAGGCUUUCUGUUUGGAAAGGGACAUGUGGGCUGAGCUUCAUGCUUUUCGUGCUGAUUUCUCCACGGUGGUCUCUGCAGUUUCCCAGGCCUACGGGCAAGACUUCUUCAGCUAUGUCCAGAAACACUGGCAGAACCUCGAGGAGCCCUGGAACGCGUCUCUGGUCCUUGCGGCGUUGGACAAGCAGUUCCGAGAGAUGGGUGUGGGCGCCUUUACUUCGGCUUUUGCGAAGAAAGCUCACGCUGACCUCAUCUCGUACGAGAACCUUCGUGCCCAACGUGCUCGGGAGAUCGACGAGCUCUACACCCGGCCGUUUGACGACAUCGUGGUGGAGGAGUUCAUCUCAAAUCUUCCUGGAACGACCAUCGAGGAAAUCGAUGAGCCCAUGGAGCCAGCAAGUGGUCCUGCCGAUCCACCAGCGGACUCUCCCUCUGGAGAGAUGGCUGGUGAAACAAAGCAGGAACCGGAUUCCAGUGCGCCAAUGGACACCGAUGCACCAGAAGGCUCUUCCUUUGAAGAGGGAUCUGGUGUAAAGGUGGAAAAGGAAGAGCAGACGACUUUCGAGCCUGUUGCCGAUCCUGAUGAUGAGCGCAUGGACGAUGCUGGUGCUACUGGCGACCGCGCUACAGGAAGCUCUCCCUCUGGAGAGGUACCUAUGCCAGAUCUUAAUUUCUCCGCUGAUGCCUCCAACGAUCAUGACAACCUCUACGAGCAGGGCAUCUGGGGAAAGACUAAGACACGCGUGGAGCCAGGGGCUUUCGAGGCAGAGGCCAAGGCCGCAGCCGAGGCGGAGGCAAAGAAUGAGCAGGCUUUUGAAGACUUCGCGGGUGAAAAGCAGAAGGAAGGUUUGACCGAUACGGUCGACUACCAGAACUUCACGGAAGCCUAUCACCUGCGGGAGCGAGCAAGCCCGCUCAUGAAAUUAGCCAACCAAAUCCACGGCUAUGGUCAGAACG